Molecule: messenger RNA, 4595 nt
Organism: Hemicordylus capensis (graceful crag lizard)
Lineage: Eukaryota; Metazoa; Chordata; Lepidosauria; Squamata; Cordylidae
Gene: WDR62
Product: WD repeat domain 62
Exons: 30
Coding region: 16-4008 (1330 amino acids)
Biological process (GO): mitotic spindle organization; regulation of mitotic cell cycle; neurogenesis
Cellular component (GO): mitotic spindle
Molecular function (GO): protein binding
Source: RefSeq, a predicted model, not a curated record
GCCUCCUCACCCUCCAUGGGGCGCAGCGGCGCGCGCAGUCAGAGCCGACUCCGAGGGCGCUUCCAGGGGUGGGCCUUGACGGAUGAGGCCUUGCCUCCAUUGGCUGCGCUCCAAAUGGUGAUUGACGUGACAGCAGCCCAAUGGCAGGGGAGUGUCGGUUUUCCGCGCGCUGUUUCGGACGGUUAUAGCCGGCGAGACCAGCAGCGCCCGCCACAGGAGGAAGGGGCGGCUAGCACCGGGGUUCCUGCUGGCGGCGUGAUGGCUGGCGGGGCUGCUGUUGUUGGAGGAGGAGGAUGCUUCUACACGCGAGGGGCUAGCUCCGGCGCAGACUCGCCGCCUCUCCUCAGCCUGAGGCGACGGUCAAAGCAGCCGGAGCCGGAGGAGGCGGUUAUGCUUGAGAGAGUGCUGGGAAUAACUACCCAAACCAGCAAUGGUUUGGCUUGCGACCCAAACACGGGGCAGAUUGCCUAUCCUGCAGGGUGUGUGGUUGUGAUUUUGAAUCCCAGGAAGAAUAAACAGAGGCAUAUCUUUAAUACUUCUAGGAAAACUGUGAGUGCUCUAUCUUUCUCUCUUGAUGGGAAGCUUAUUGUAACUGGUGAGAAUGGACACAGGCCAGCUGUUCGAGUCUGGGAUGUGGAAGAAAAGGCUCAAGUGUCUGAACUCCAUGGCCACAAACACGGUGUGGCCUGUGUGGCUUUCUCUCCCAAUAUGAAAUACCUCGUGUCCAUGGGGUAUCCACAUGACAUGGUUGUCAAUGUAUGGGACUGGAAGAAGGACACACUGGUUGCAUCCAACAAAGUGUCUUGCAAGGUCAUGGCCAUCUCCUUUUCAGAGGAUAGCUACUUUAUAACUGUCGGCCAUCGCCACGUGAAAUUCUGGUUCUUGGAUACGUCCAAAGAAGUUAAGAUUAAGGAAACAGUUCCACUCAUCGGUCGCUCUGGACUUCUUGGAGAGCUUCAUAACAACAUCUUCUGUGGCGUGGCUUGUGGGCAGGGCAAAAUGUCAGGCAGCACGUUCUGCAUUUCUUAUUCUGGGCUCCUCUGUCAGUUUAAUGAGAGGCGUGUGUUGGAGAAAUGGAUUGAUCUCCAGGUGUCUCUAGCCAACUGCAUUUGCGUUAGUGAAGAAUUUAUUUUCUGUGGGUGUGCAAAUGGGACUGUGCGCAUCUUCCAUACGCACAACUUGCACUACCUUGUGGACUUGCCAAAGCCACACCAUCUUGGCAUUGACAUAACUGGAGGCAAAACACCAAGAGGACCCAGCACUACCUACCCAGACACCAUUGCCUUGGCGUUUGACCCCUGCCACCACUGGCUCUCCUGUGUGUACAAGGACCACAGCGUGUACAUCUGGGACGUGAAAGACACCAGUCAAGUUGGGAAGGUGUGGUCUGACCUCUUCCACAGCUCAUUUGUGUGGAAUAUUGAGGUUUAUCCUGACUUUGAAGACCACAGAGGCUGUUUGCCUCCAAGAUCCUUUCUAACAUGCUCAUCGGACAAUACAAUACGCUUUUGGAACCUGGAAGAUGGCACGCAAGCUGGUUUUCAGAAGAAUGUCUACAGUAAUAACUUGCUGAAGGUUGUCUAUGUGGAAAACAACACCCAACAUUUGCAAGACUUGACCAGUGUGCCAGAUCGAGGUGAAACUACCAACUACCUCGAUGUGAAAUCUGGUGUUCGUGUGAUGCAAGUUAGCCCUGAUGGCCAACACCUGGCAUCUGGUGACAGAGCUGGAAACCUGAGGAUACACAAGCUAAAAUAUAUGGAUGAAGUGGUGAAAGUUGAAGCCCAUGAUUCAGAAGUUCUCUGUCUAGAAUAUUCUAAGCCAGAAACAGGGACAGCACUGCUUGCCUCAGCAAGCAGAGACAGGCUGAUCCAUGUCUUAAAUGUGGGGAAAAAUUAUAAACUAGAGCAGACGUUGGAUGACCAUUCCUCAGCCAUAACUGCUGUGAAGUUUGCUGGAAAUGGAGAUAUUCAGAUGAUUAGCUGUGGAGCUGACAAAAGCAUCUAUUUUCGCAGUGCGCAAAAGGUUGCAGAUGGGAUUAACUUCAUUAGAACCCACCACGUUGCUGAGAAAACAACCUUAUAUGACAUGGAUAUUGAUAUAACCCAGAAGUAUGUUGCUGUGGCCUGUCAAGACCGAAAUGUCAGGGUAUACAACACCAUCAGCGGGAAACAGAAAUGGUGCUACAAAGGCUCACAAGGCGAUGAUGGAUCCCUACUGAAGGUCCAACUAGAUCCUUCUGGGACGUUUCUGGCCACCAGCUGCUCCGACAAGAGCAUUUCCAUUAUUGACUUCCACUCUGGCGAGUGUGUUGCCAAAAUGUUUGGACAUUCAGAAGUUGUUACGGGGAUGAAAUUUACUUUUGACUGCAAGCACUUGAUCACCGUCUCUGGAGACAGUUGUAUCUUUAUAUGGCAUCUCAGCCCUGAAAUUACCACCUGCAUGAAGCAGCACUUGGUGGAGCUGGACCAAGUCCAGCAACAGAAGAAAGCCAGGGAACAAACUUGGUCUCAUCUGCUCAGGCAGGAGACCGACGUCACUGUGCCAUGUCGGAGAGCAGCUUGUGGCACUGAGCACUUGGCUGAUUACGACACAGAGGAGGAGGAAGAAGAGGAGGAGGAGAGAGAAGAGGAAGGAAUACCUGCUCAGACCCCCACCAAAGAGGAGACGGCUCCUGCCUGUGUCCUUACCAAUGGCAAAAUGCCAAUGUGGGCAAAGAGACUGCUUGGAGAGGCUGAUAAUGUGGACAGCACAUCCUUGAACUCCAGGGCGUGUUACCAGCCGCAGGGACGAUGGGCCGAACGUGCUGGCCAAGAGCCACUUAAAACCAUGCUGGACCCGGAGCUGCAUGACUUUACCCCAAUUAAGAAUGACAGCAUGGAUGAGGUGGAGCUGGAGCCACAGAAUCUGCAGCAGCUAUUCAUGGAGAUGGACAGCAGCAUAAUUGAGGACUUCAAACAGCCAGAUCUGUCCUCGGACGAUGAGGCAGCUCAAGAGCUCCAAGCUGGCGGGAAUGGCCUACAGGGCUCAUGGACGGGCCACACACUGUCGGAGGCAGAGAGGAAACAUGUAGAGGGGUCACCUCUGCAGCUGCCUUACCAACAGGAAGCUGCUGACACACAAGAGAAGCUGCCUGAUCAAAUCUACUCUGUGACUUCCUUGGAAUCGGAGGCAUCUGCCUCAGGCCACCAACAGGAGGAACAAGAAUCCCUCGUGUUGGAGGCAGACGCAGAAAUGACUGAUCCAGAGGAGAACACCCAGCCGUGCAGCUCUCUGCCCCAGACUCCGGAGCAAGAGAAAUACCUCAAGCAUCACUUUGAAACACUGACCAGUGCUCACGCUGAAGUGAAGUUUGAUGGCUGCUUAAAAGAUCUGAAGCCGCCAGAAGAGGAGGACAGUGCCGCCUUGUUCCUGAACCCUCGCCUGAGUAUUUCUGCUAGGUUUCUCUCUCACUGCCAAAAAACCAGCAGACUUGCGUCGUCCUUCCUUCCAAGAGUCCGUCAGCCCACACCAGCUGCUUCUGGCCCUCUGGAGCAGGUGAAGGAUGAGCGUUUGCUCUCCAGCGAGCCACAGAAACCAGAGAAGCUGCCCGAAGAAGCUCUCUGUGAGCUGAAGGAAAAAUCUGAUGCUAAAACAUGCGGCUCUUCAGAUUCCCUCCCCCACCUUAUCAAAAGCUUUGAAAUGAACCUGCAGGCUUCAUACACCAAACUUCAAGAAACGCUGCAACUUUACGAUAAGGUGACCUCCUGCAGAGGUUCCACCGAGGAAGAGCUCCUCCUGCUCAGAAACAUGCUGGUCCGCACUUUCCAUUGGAUGAAAAACCAGCUGGAUGCUAGGGCAGUGCAGAGCAACAUGGACGUGGCUACAGCCACAGACAGCCCGUCCCCCUGGCUCAAGUGCCUGCUGCACGAAAGCGAGACCCACUCCCUCCUGAGACAUUACUCUGACUCUCUGCUGCAAAUGGUCCAGAAGAAGCUGGAUGAAUCUAAGAAGGCAGAUGUGGCCUGAAUUGGCGCCAACGGGUUAGUCUCCCUGUUACAGUUGUUGUGGCGGUGAGCUCAAGAGAAUUUCUGUGUAGCUCCUGAGGAGUUCUUGGACAAAACUUUACUGUUGUUUACCUAAAGGGCAGCAGCAGCGGCUCAUCCUAAUGAGCCAGGGGCACACCAACGGAAGCCCAGUGACCCUGGCUUCUUGGGGGGAGCUCCAGUUGCUCCUCUCUCUCUCUCUCCCCCCCCCACCCUGUCAAAGAGCCGUGCUGCCUGCAAGCUGGCCUUUCAUCAGGUAGAGCUGUGUAGUUAACUAUGCAGCUCUGCCUGAUGAAUGGCCAGCCUGCAGACAGUGCAGCUCUCAGGCAGGGCGAGAGAGAGAGAGGAGCAACCCAAACUCCCAGAAGCAGAGGCAGCUGCACCUCCUCUGGUGUCUCCCCCCAACCUCCCCCAGCUCAUUAGAAUGAACUACUACUGAUCUAGUGAGUCCUCUUAUUUUUUUAAAAAACAUGUUUGUUUGGGGUGUUGGAGCACUGACUUGUACAAGGAGCUUUCUUAACAUUGUCUUUAUUCAGGUUCAGAAAAUAAUAAAACAUUUUGUUUCCCAAA